AUGGCCGCCCUCCUGCCCGUCGAUGGCCCCACCGUGGCGCGCCUGGCGGCGCCGACUGUCAGGACGCCCGCGACCCAAAAGGCCGGUGGGCGGGCGGCGCCAUGCCGAGGGCAGAAGGCCAGGAGCGCGUUCUUCGGCGACGUGCAGGGCCUGAGCACCAGGACGGGAUCGCAGAAAUGCGCCAGGGGGGCGCUGCAGACGCGAUCUGCGCUCGGGGACUCGCUGGAGGAGUUUCUAAUGGGGGCUACAGACGACCCAAAGCUCCGCCAGCUGAUGAUGUCUAUGUCGGAAGCCAUCAGGACGAUCUCUGUGAAGGUCCGCACUGCCUCUUGUGCGGGUACUGCUUGCAUCAACUCCUUUGGGGAUGAGCAGCUGGCAGUGGACAUGGUGGCAGACAAGCUGCUGUUUGAGGCUCUUGAAUUCUCGCAUGUCUGCGAGAAUGCAUGUUCUGAGGAAGUACCAGAGCCAGUGCCCAUGAAGGGGACGGGAUACAGUGUUGCCUUUGAUCCUUUGGAUGGGAGCUCCAUCGUGGACACCAACUUUGCCGUUGGCACUAUAUUUGGAGUGUGGCCCGGGUCUGAGCUCAAGGGCAUAAGAGGAUCGGACAUGGCUGCUGCUGGCAUGGGCGUGUAUGGCCCCCGAACUGUGUAUUGCAUUGCGAUCAAAGGCUACCCUGGGACCCAUGAGUUUCUUCUGCAAGGGGACGGCAAGUGGCUUCAUGUGAAGGAGACGGAGGAAAUUGGUGAAGGAAAGCUUUUUGCCCCUGGCAACCUUCGUGCUACUUUCGACAACCCCAACUACGAGAAGCUCAUCAACUACUACGUUGGGGAGCAGUACACCCUCCGGUACACAGGCGGCAUGGUGCCAGAUGUUUUCCAGAUUAUUGUCAAGGAGAAAGGUGUCUUCUGCAAUGUCACUUCACCCACCACGAAGGCCAAGCUGCGCAUCCUCUUUGAGGUUGCCCCCCUUGCUCUCUUGGUGGAGAACGCCGGAGGCGCCAGUAGCUGCGACGGCAAGCUGGUGUCGGCGCUGGACAUCGACAUCAACACCUACGACCAGAGGUCCGAGGUCUGCUUCGGCUCAGUUGGCGAGGUCGGACGAUUCGAGGAGACUGUCUACGGAAACUCGCCCCGCUUUGCGGGCAAGGUUCCGGCCUAG
Molecule: messenger RNA, 1158 nt
Organism: Ostreobium quekettii
Lineage: Eukaryota; Viridiplantae; Chlorophyta; Ulvophyceae; Bryopsidales; Ostreobiaceae
Source: the annotation of a GenBank genome assembly